AUGUCUGCUGCAACUAGGAGAAAGAUAAAUGCAUUGAAAAAAAACUCUGCAGCUAAUGGAACUAAUAAUGGUACCACCACUGCCAACAAACUGACGAUUUCUCCAAAAGAGAAUACUCAAUUCUUAGAAGCUUUAAAAUUGUAUGAAGAUAAAAAAUAUAAUAAAUCAAUUAAAAUAUUGGAAACUUUAUUAAAGAAAAACGCAUCAUUUGUUGAUGCGUUAGCUUUAAAGUGUUUGAAUUUAUAUUUCCAAGGAGAUAAGGAUCAAGCCGAAAGUUAUUGUAAAAAAGCUUUAAAAAAAAUAAACGACUUUAAUGCUUCUCCGAUUUGCUGUCACAUUUUAGGGUUAUAUUAUCGAAAUGUCCAGGAUAACCAAUCAGCCAUUAAAUGGUUUCAAGCUGCCAUGAACAAUGGAUCUAAUAACAAGUCGAUUUACAGAGACUUGGCGGUCUUACAAUCACAAGAGCGUGAUUUCAAAGGUCUUUUAGAGUCCAGAAGCUUGUAUUGGCAAUCUGCUAUGGGAUAUAGGGCAAACUGGACUGCUUUAGCCAUUGCUCAAGAUUUUAAUAAAAACUAUAAAGAGGCUGUUACUUUAUUGGAAAAUUUUGAAGAUAUGGCUAGGGGAAAAUUAACAAAAGCUGAAUACUACGAACAUAAUGAGUGUGUUAUGUACAAGAAUGAUUUAAUGUUUAAAGCAGCUGCUGCCGCUAGCAAUACUACCGAAGGCUUGAAAAAAGUAUUGGCUAAUUUGGAUGCCAUUGAAAAUGAGGUUUUUGAUAAGUAUGCUUUGCUAGAAAGAAAAGCCACUUGUUUGAUGAAGUUGGGUGAGCUGAAAGAGGCUUCGAAAGUCUAUAGAGCAUUGAUCAAACGGAAUCCUGACAAUUUUACUUAUUAUAAAUUGUUAGAAGUUUCUUUGGGGUGUUCUAACGACAACGAUUUGAAAAUACGUUUAUACGAAAAAUUAUCCAAAUUUUAUCCAAGGUCAGAACCUCCUAAAUAUAUUCCACUAACCUUUAUUGAAGAUGAAAACUUGUUAUAUGAAAAAUUGAAAGAAUAUAUUUUACCUCAGUUAAAACGUGGUGUGUUGGCGACUUUUAGCAAUAUCAAACCGUUAUACAAAUCUCGGGGAACUAUUAUUCCAAAAUUAGUUUUUAAGAUUGUGCAGGAUGAAAUUUAUCCCCAAUUGAAUGCAAAUGAGGAACCAGAAACUUAUAUUUGGACCAACUAUUUCUUGGCUCAACAUUACCUAUUUUUGAAAGAAUUUGCUAAUGCCCAAGAGUGUAUUAAUAAGGCAAUUGAACAUACACCUACAGCAAUAGAAUUAUAUAUUGUCAAAGGUCGUAUAUUGAAGCACUUGGGAUUAUUGGAUGAGGCUGCUGAGGUUGUUGAAUCAGCUAGAAAGUUAGACUUGUCAGAUAGGUAUAUUAACAACAAAACAGUGAAAUACUAUUUGAGAGCUAAUAAUAUUGAUGAAGCCGUUGAGAAGGUUUCUCUGUUUGGUAAAAUGGAUGCGAAUGAACCAAAUAGUUUGAAGGAUUUACAUUUAUUGGAGGCAUCAUGGUUUAUUGUUGAACAAGCUGAAAGUUAUUAUAGAUUGUACUUGCUAACUCGCAAACGUCUAGUUGAGGAAUUGAAAAGUGAAGCCACCGAUGCAUCUUUAGUAUUGAGGUUGAAAUACGACUUGGUCAAAUACAAAGGGCUAUCUUUGAAAAGAUUUUUGGCAAUAGCCAAGAUUUACAAACAGUUUGAAUUGGACCAAUUGGAUUUUCAUACGUACUGUAUGAGAAAAGGUACUGCUAGAGCCUACAUGGACAUGAUUAAAUGGACUGAAAAGAUAUAUACUUUACCAAUGUAUGUCAGGGCUAUGAAUGGAGCCUCUAAGAUCUAUCUUGAUUUGGAUGAGAAUGCAAGAGACAAAGAAAGAUUUGAAUUAACUGAAAUGAUGGAGUUUAUAGGAAGUGCUUCUGGCAGUGGCAAGAAUAAAAAAAAGAAGAACAACAAUAAUAAGGGUAGUAUGGAUCCAUCUUUGAUUAAAUUAAAACGGGAAGAUGUUUUGAAACUAAUAGCUUAUGAUAAAGAUAAUGAUAUCUUUGGUGAAAAACUUGUUAGUAGUGGGACUCCAAUAUUGGAUUUUGAAACCAAUUUCUUUAAUAAGUAUUUUAAGCAUCAAGAUAACAACAAAGAAACGUGUGAUUAUUCUUUGGACUUUUCUGUUCAUUUAUUGAAAAAUGAGCUAGCUUUGUGUAUGGGUGAUAUUAAUCAAUUACAACGUACCAAUACAAGUAAUGAUACUGUUUCGUCCAUUAUUGGUAGUACAAGUUUGCUUUUAUUGCAAGCUGCUAAAGAUAAUGAAAACGAGAAUAAAAUUGGUCAAACGGUGGCAUUGAAGGGGCUAUCGAACAUUGGGUUUGCUGUGGAAGAUGAAGAGAUUAAAAAAUUGAGCGGAGAUGGAACCGAUUGUAUUAAUUAUUUGAAGGAUAAAUUUGGUAUUACAUUAAAAUCAUUAUUAUUUUUGUAUCAACAUCAUAAGAGUCAAUUGUUUAUUCCACAGAAUAUUUUGAAAUCGUAUAUUUUGGAUUAUUCUAAGGAUUUGGAUCCUAUGGCGAAAAAUAAUAUCUUACAAUAUGAAUUAGCUAUUUAG
This is a messenger RNA of Saccharomycodes ludwigii, 2640 nucleotides long. RefSeq names its product peptide alpha-N-acetyltransferase complex A subunit NAT1 (gene NAT1). The transcript has a single exon. The record is from RefSeq and is a predicted model, not a curated record. Lineage: Eukaryota; Fungi; Ascomycota; Saccharomycetes; Saccharomycodales; Saccharomycodaceae. Gene Ontology annotation, biological process: N-terminal peptidyl-methionine acetylation. The coding region runs from base 1 to 2640 and encodes 879 amino acids. Gene Ontology annotation, molecular function: protein binding; protein-N-terminal amino-acid acetyltransferase activity. Gene Ontology annotation, cellular component: cytoplasm; NatA complex.